AGGAAGUGUAUAUGGAGCAGCCACCUGGAUUUGUGGCUAAGACAGGAGCUAAUCUUGUUUGUCGUCUUAAGCGCUCUCUCUAUGGGUUGAAGCAAUCUCCACGUGCCUGGUUUGGGUGAUUUAGAGAUGUGAUCCAACAAUUUGGCAUGAUUCAAAGCAAGGCCGACCAUUCUGUUUUCUAUAAACAUUUACUUGGAAAAAGUAUAUAUCUUGUGGUUUAUGUUGAUGAUAUUGUCAUUACAGGGAAUGAUAGUGAAGGAAUAAAUCAGCUUAAGAAACAUUUGUUUCAACAUUUCGAGACAAAGGAUCUUGAAAAAUUGAAGUAUUUUCUUGGUAUUGAAGUUGCUCAAUCCAAACAAGGUAUCUAUGUGUCUCAACGAAAAUAUGUUUUGGAUAUUCUUGAAGAAACAGGAAUGACAAAUUGCAAACCAGUUGACACACCCAUGGAUCCAAAUGUCAAACUUCUUCCAAGACAGGGGGAGCUCCUAAACAAUCCAAGUAAGUAUCGGAGAUUAGUUGGCAAGCUAUUGUACUUGACUAUCACUCGACCAGACAUCUCCUUUGUUGUAAGUGUAGUUAGCCAAUUUUUGCAAGAGCCAUGUCAAAGUCAUUGGGAUGCAGCCAUCAGAAUAUUGAGAUAUGUGAAAAGGUCUCCAGGUACAGGGUUGCUCUAUAAAGAUCAUGGACAUACAGAAAUUGUUGGCUAUACAGAUGCAGAUUGGGCUGGAUGUCCUUGGGAUAGGAGAUUAACAUCAGGAUAUUGUAUUCUAUUUGGAGGUAAUCUUGUCUCUUGGAAAAGUAAGAAACAAGAUGUGGUUGCACGCUCAAGCGCAGAAGCUGAAUACCGAGCAAUGGCACUUGGAAUAUGUGAGCUAAUUUGGGUUAAACAACUUCUUACAGAACUCAAUUUCUAUAAGCAAGGUCCUAUGAAAUUAAUUUGUGAUAAUCAAGCAGCGCUCCACAUUGCGUCUAAUCCUGUCUACCAUGAAAGGACUAAACAUAUUGAGGUUGAUUGCCACUUUAUACGAGAGAAGGUCGCGUCCGGAGACAUUGUUACCACAUUUGUUGGGUCAAAUGAUCAACUUGCUGAUGUUCUCACUAAAUCUCUCCGUGGACCUAGGAUUGAAUACAUUUGUAGCAAGCUGGGAGCUUUUGAUUUAUACGCUCCAGCUUGAGGGGGAGUAUUGGAAUAUUAAAAUAUCUGCCACCUUGAGC
This is a messenger RNA of Ipomoea nil (Japanese morning glory), 1215 nucleotides long. RefSeq lists its product as uncharacterized. The record is from RefSeq and is a predicted model, not a curated record. NCBI's taxonomy places the organism in Eukaryota, Viridiplantae, Streptophyta, Magnoliopsida, Solanales, Convolvulaceae. The transcript is spliced from 2 exons. Bases 147 to 1175 code for a protein of 342 amino acids.